Messenger RNA from Schistosoma rodhaini, 2605 nucleotides. Lineage: Eukaryota; Metazoa; Platyhelminthes; Trematoda; Strigeidida; Schistosomatidae. The record is from the annotation of a GenBank genome assembly.
AAAGCUUCUUCUGUUCCGUCCACAACCACUCGAACCUUUUGGACUCACAACCUUGUUUUCUGAAAGCGAGUAUUCGACAAUAGCGCUACUUCCAAGGUCACUUUGUAGCUCGAAGUCUUCCAGUCAAUAGUGGUUCCGUAGUUGGUAUUGGUUGUUACUGUAUACGAAACAAUUCAGGGUCUCUUCAUAUCUAUGGACGGUGACAUUUUGAAUGUUGUGCAUGUUAGUUUACACUAAAUAGCCCAAAUUAAUAUUGAUAUUUUAGUCUAUCAAAACUGGGGAAAAUGAUAAUGCUGCAGUCUGUAUUCCCUUUGAGAGACUUGCUCAAUAUUUAUUACUUGAUAAAGAUAGUCUUCCGAUUAACCUUCGUUUAUCACUCACUGAAUGUAUCGCGAACAUGGCGUUCAAUCCAUCAAUCAUCGGAUUAAAAGGUUUCGAGUUAUUAUUUCCUGGCUUGUGGAAUUCGGUAUAUCUUUCCCCUUCAACGGACAGAACUAUACCAUCACUUGUAUUCCCUGUAUUAAAUCAGAUUAUACAGUUUAAUACCUUUGUCGAUUUCAAUGGUAGCCUUCCAUCUGUUUUGACUAUUUCAGUCGAAAAGACAUGUGAAUUAUAUAUGUCUGAAACAGAUUGUCUUUUAUUUUUGAGUGAACUUCUACAGUAUGGCGUAAAACACAACAUAGAUUUUAAAGAUUCUUUGGUAAAGAGUUUGACCGUUUGUUGCGAAAAAUUUGAUCCAUCUUGUAAAGAUGAUUUACUUUGGAAUUAUUUAAUUUUAAUGAUAAAAUUAAUAAAUUUAAUGCCUACAAUUGACAGUUCUAAAGGUUUAUUAGAACAUCUUAAACAUCCAAUUUUAUUUUGUUUGAAUUGCUUGAAGACUAAACGAUUUUACAGCAUCAAUAAACAAUUCUGUAUAGUUCUUCAAUUUUUGGUCGCUUUGUCAAAUGUUUUUCAAUCGUUAAAAUGGUUGGGAAAUUUUUGUAAUCAAACUAAUCAUGGUGAACCAUUUACUCUAGUUGUUACAACCCUUACUAUUGAACUACGUUUAUAUCUGACUCAGAAAUCCUCAAAAAACAAUAACAGUAAGAAUGUUAGCAAUAAUGUUCAGUGUGCUUUGUAUUCUGGCAGUGAGAAAGAGAAAACUGUCGGAAUCUCGUCCGAAAAUUGUACAGAUAUAUUGAUUUGCUCAGACCCCUCAGUAAUUAAUCGCAAUAUAUUAGAAGCAUGUUUACUUCUAUUUCAAUAUUGCCUACAAGAGUUACAGAAGAGUAACACUGAUGAUAAUGAUUUAGAUACUGCUAAUAAAUGUAGUGAUAAUUCUUCGUACUGCUCCUUAAUUUCACACGCUACUGACGAUACAGUGAAAAACAUUUGGUUACAAUGUUUAGAUACUGGUGAAUUGUUGCGAAAUUUACUAAGUUCAUUUCAUCUUUCUAUAAAAAACCAAGAUCCCAGUUGUGAAAUAUGUAAUGAUACACACUUCUUAUGGGAUAAGUCGGUUAAUGAAAUUAAACCACUUGGUGCAAUUUUACUUGAAACAUAUUUCAGUUGGAUUGAAUUAUACUUUAAGACACACUGUAUGGAACUGGAAAAGGAUUUUGAAAUCAUGUCUGUUUUUGAAGAACUAUUCAAUAAAUACUUAACUCCAGUUUUACCGAUUCUGGAUACACUGAUGACGAAUUUCUUUGAAAAUCAUCAUCUGUCAACUAACUCGCAUCAAAUUUCAUCUACGGAUAAUUCGAAAAUCCUUCAAUCUGUUGCAAAUAUCUCAACUAUUUUAAUUCAGCUGUGUAAAAUUCCUUCAAAUCCUCACUUAUCUGCUAAUCUAUUUGGAUAUAAUUCAACUGGUAGACCAUUUCGUGGAAAUAUGAUUUGUAAAUGGUUGAAGGAAAGUUGUUGCGCGAAUAUUAUAACUGCUCAGAAAUCUAAUACGCGUUCAUUCGUUAUCCUUGUUACUAAUAUAUUGGAACUUAUAAACAGUUGUCUGCUGAAUACAUUGUUACUCGACACGAAGGACAGUUUACAGGAGACCGACUUACUUAUGUGGCUUUUGAGUCCUGGUGAUUUAUUGAAAUUUUUUGCUGGUAAUUGGAUCUCUUUAGUAGAUUCUCUCAUUGUAAAUGAACCAUCUCUUUGUAUAGAAUAUAUUUGUACAGUUAUUAAAAUGUGGAUAGUUUAUUACAAAUGGUCAGAAGUAUUCAGUUUUAAUGUAUGUGAUCAAAUGAAAAAAUAUCUAUCAGAUAUUCCUGAUGAACUUUUGAAAAGAAUCGAUAAAAUUUUAUCGUUGUUUGAGGUAGCAUCAUUGGAUUACUCAGCUGGAUAUCAUCUUUCUAAUCUUCGCGAUGCUUUUACAGAAGCCGCUAAUUUGGAUACACGGUUCUCAGACAUCUCUACUCUUGUUAGAGACUUUUGACUUGUUCAUUUUCUAUAUUGUUUACAGAAUAAUAACAGUUGAUUUCCAUCACUAGAACACAGAUAUCAGCAACAAUAAAAGAUUAUUCAGUAGUCUUUUUAUUGAAGAUUGCAUUUGAAGAAAUAUGUGUCGUUCCCAUUUAUAAUUAGAAAAAGCAGUGUUAAAAAUUUAAAUAAAUAACUUUUGUAUUAC